AAUAUCGAUACCCGUUUAUCAAUCAAUAUCGCUCUUUGUAUAAGUAAAGACAUCGCUUUUAUGUUCAUAUACUGUGUUCGUUUUAAGUGUGUUUCAAAAUGAAUAAUACGCGUUUUAACGCUGAUGAUAGUUAUGAUUAUUUAUUUAAAGUGGUGGUAGUCGGGGACACCGAAACGGGAAAGAGCAAUCUCCUAACCAGAUUUACCAAAGAUGAGUUCAACUCGGAAUACCGGCCAACAAUUGGGGUUGAAUUCGGAACAAAAAAUGUAAAUUUAAAGGGAAAAACGAUUACAGCGCAGGUAUGGGAUACGGCAGGUCAGGAGAGGUACAUGGCUAUCACCAGUGCGUACUAUAGAGGAGCAGUCGGGGCUUUAAUCAUUUAUGACAUUACAAACCGAUCAAGUUAUACCAGUGUUGAAAAAUGGAUUACUGAAAUAAAGAAUAAUGCAGAGGAAGGAGUGCCAAUUGUUUUAGUUGGAAAUAAAUUGGAUUUGGAAGGCAAAAGAGAAAUACCAACAAAAGAAGCCAAUGAAUACGCAAGUAAACACGGCUUAGAGUUUAUAGAGUCUUCAGCACUAACGUCAAAGAAUGUUGAUGAGGCUUUUGGAAAGUUGUUAACAGAGAUUUACAGUAGAGUAAGCAGUCGACUAGAAGCAGGUGAUGAAAUCCCAUCUAAUAUGAAUGCCGUUAAAGUUGAAUGCGGAUUGGACGGUCGAAGUGUUCAUGAAGAUGAAGCUGAGGAAAAAGUGGCUGAAUUAGGUGAAGAUAUUCCAGUCUGGGCGGAAAAACUAUUUGAACAGAUUGGUCAGUUGCAAGAACAAUUUAAAGUUGUUGGCAAAUUAGAAAAUACUAUGGAUAAAAUGUGUAAAAAGAUGGAAGAGCUCGAAACAAAAGUAAACCGGUUAGAAACAAGAAAAAUAGAUUUUAAAACAGCACAGUCAAAAAGUGUAAGAAAAUGAUAUGCUGAUAUAUGCUAUGCUGUGAAUAUACGACUUUCAAAUUAAAAUUGUUUAUCUAAUACAUUAUAAUAUAUAUGCAUGCAUAUGCAAUUGAAAAUAAAUAAAUGCUUAUCGUA
Molecule: messenger RNA, 1075 nt
Organism: Mercenaria mercenaria
Lineage: Eukaryota; Metazoa; Mollusca; Bivalvia; Venerida; Veneridae
Product: ras-related protein rab-11.1-like
Exons: 8
Coding region: 99-959 (286 amino acids)
Cellular component (GO): endosome
Molecular function (GO): GTP binding; GTPase activity
Source: RefSeq, a predicted model, not a curated record